Molecule: messenger RNA, 1146 nt
Organism: Paramormyrops kingsleyae
Lineage: Eukaryota; Metazoa; Chordata; Actinopteri; Osteoglossiformes; Mormyridae
Source: RefSeq, a predicted model, not a curated record
ACAAACCCAGUGCAACCAGCUUUGUUUGUACUGCGAAUUCAAUUAUAUAUAGUCAAAGAUAGAGCUCAAAGGUAUAUACAGCCAUAGCGGUCGUGGUCGGAAGCCGUGAGCUAGGACUGCGAUACCCGGCACUACAUGUACCAUUUCUUAAACGAUCACUGCUAUAAUUAGCUGCGAAAGAGGUCGGACCAGUGUAACUCUCCUAGACAGACUAGCAUCCUCAAAAAUAAUAAGAAAUCGACACCAGAUUAACGAAAAAUAGUAUUAAAUUGCCCAAUGAACCCACCUCGGCGCCUAGGUGUCUGACAGCAGAAAGUUGUCAGGUGACUGCGGCAUAUUUACCGCGGGAGGAUUUACGCUGCUUCGUCGCAGCACUGUUUCGUUUUUGCUUGAAUCUACUAUUCUACUUCCUUUUGCGUACUGAUAUUUCUGUUAAAAGCGUUAGAAGUAUAUUCUGGAACCGCAUCACCGGCAAAUGAAAUGACGAAAUUCAUAUUCAAGCAGGCCUAUUCGCCACAUCUCCUGCUCCUUUGCCUUACCCUCUGCCAUGCAUGCAACCUGACUGAGUAUAAAGUGGGUGAGGAGUGCUGCCCAAUGUGUCCUUCCGGACAUCAUGUUCAAAAACAUUGUAGCAGAAAUGCUAACACUACAUGUGCUCCAUGUACCGGAUUGACUUUCAAUGAUGAACCAAAUGGACUCUCACACUGUAAGCUAUGUGCGGUUUGUGACCAAGGCCUUGGUUUGAAAACAGUGAGGGCAUGUACACUCACUUCAGACACAGUGUGUGGGGUCCUGGAAGGGCACUAUUGUAUUAGUACUUAUAAGGGAGGAUGCAGAACAGCCCAUAAACACACAGCCUGUGAACCUGGACAGUUCAUCAAACAGCCAGGAACAGCCUCUGCAAAUACUGCAUGUGAGGACUGUCAGGAAAAUUCAUACUCAAACGGUUCUUUUACAUCCUGCAUGCCACAUGCAACUUGCAGACCUGGACAAUUCAUUCAUUGGAUGGGAACAAAAUCUGCAGAUACAGAAUGUGAGGAUUGUCAGGAAAAUACUUACUCAAACGGCUCUUUUACAUCCUGCAUGCCUUGCAAACCUGGACAAUUCAUUCAUUGGAUGGGUAGAACUGGCUUUGUUUUGUUCUGA